Thamnophis sirtalis is the source of this 299-nucleotide messenger RNA. Lineage: Eukaryota; Metazoa; Chordata; Lepidosauria; Squamata; Natricidae. The record is from RefSeq and is a predicted model, not a curated record.
UCUCUCUUCCAGCUGCCAGAAGUCCGGCACCUGGUCCUGAACUAUUCCCUGCCCGAAGCCGUCCUGGACAGCUGCCGCAGCCGAAGUGAAAAAAGGAACAUCGCGUUCAUGCAGGAACUCCAAUAUCUCUUUGCUUUAAUGCUGGGGACGCGUCGCAAAUUUGUAGACCCAACAACCGCCCUUGAACUUCUCAAAGGGGCAUUCAGAUCUCCUGAGGAGCAACAGCAAGAUGUCAGCGAGUUCACCCACAAACUCCUGGAUUGGCUGGAAGAUGCUUUCCAACUGACGGUGGAGGCCGA